Messenger RNA from Dissoconium aciculare CBS 342.82, 367 nucleotides. RefSeq lists its product as uncharacterized. NCBI's taxonomy places the organism in Eukaryota, Fungi, Ascomycota, Dothideomycetes, Mycosphaerellales, Dissoconiaceae. Bases 168 to 326 code for a protein of 52 amino acids. The transcript has a single exon. The record is from RefSeq and is a predicted model, not a curated record.
CCCUCCCUUUUUCCUUCCGCCAAUUUUCCCUCUUCACCUCCCAACCUCCUUGUUAUCAUCAGUACCAAUCUUGAGACUAAUAAUAACAUUCGUCGGCCCGCGGGCCUUUUGCAGUAUCUUCGUUCAGCUGUUCUGCCCAUCUCAUCCACAGCCGGCGUAGUGUAAUUAUGGCGCUCGGCGCUGAGUGGGCCUAUUCAUUUUACCGGUUUCCCAGUCAUAAUCCAUCAAUUCUGUUUGUUUGUUUGCUUCCUUGCCCGCCGCCGGCCGCUAUACAUUAUUACCGUAUUCAGUACAGUGCGAACAAGUCGUGGUCGGGAAGACGUUGAUUCCCUGGAUCGGGAGGCUAGCAUUGAUUACCUUUCCGUCG